Mauremys mutica (yellowpond turtle) is the source of this 847-nucleotide messenger RNA. Its product is annotated as histone H2B 8-like. Gene Ontology annotation, cellular component: nucleosome. Lineage: Eukaryota; Metazoa; Chordata; Testudines; Geoemydidae. Bases 37 to 489 code for a protein of 150 amino acids. Gene Ontology annotation, molecular function: structural constituent of chromatin; protein heterodimerization activity; DNA binding. The record is from RefSeq and is a predicted model, not a curated record. The transcript has 2 exons.
UCGGUGUUUUAUCAAGUGAGCUGCUUUGAAGUCAUUAUGCCUGAUCCAGCCAAGUCCGCUCCCGCGCCCAAGAAAGGCUCCAAGAAAGCGGUGACUAAGACCCAGAAAAAGGGGGAUAAGAAGCGCCGCAAGACCAGGAAGGAGAGUUACUCCAUUUAUGUCUACAAGGUGCUGAAGCAGGUUCACCCCGACACCGGCAUCUCUUCUAAGGCCAUGGGCAUCAUGAACUCCUUCGUCAACGACAUCUUCGAGCGCAUCGCCGGGGAGGCGUCUCGCCUGGCGCAUUACAACAAGCGCUCCACCAUCACCUCCCGGGAGAUCCAGACCGCCGUGCGCCUGCUGCUGCCCGGGGAGCUGGCCAAACACGCCGUGUCGGAGGGCACCAAGGCGGUUACCAAGUACACCAGCUCCAAUUUAUCCCCAGUGUUAAAUUCCACUAAUUUUAGAACAUCUUGGCGAAUCACAACUCUAGUUGAUAUCGGGGGAUAAGAGAUGGAAUUGACGGGCACAGUGAGUAAGUGAAUUUCCUCUUCACUUCAGUGGACCUGGUAAUUGAGUGAAUUGGAUAAAUAUCAGAGCUUUGAAGGAUCAUGCUAUUCAGCAAUUUUAAAUAUAUUUUUACCCCACAUGCCUGAAACAGCAUUAAUCAGUUUAAACAAUAUUUUUUUAUAUUUAGCUGUGACACCCCCAAGUACACUUUCCAGACCUUUGAGAACUAGAAGCUUAUCUCUCAGCAACAAAAACUUAUUUCUUGAUUGUUGUAUUUUUUUUUCUGAAGUCUGGACCUUUUCUCCAGAGACAAGGUGAGUCCAGUAAUAAAAUAUUUGAGUCUUAACAAAUAUAUUAC